This is a messenger RNA of Perognathus longimembris pacificus (Pacific pocket mouse), 660 nucleotides long. RefSeq names its product chromosome 7 C1orf185 homolog (gene C7H1orf185). The record is from RefSeq and is a predicted model, not a curated record. The transcript has 5 exons. The coding region runs from base 1 to 660 and encodes 219 amino acids. NCBI's taxonomy places the organism in Eukaryota, Metazoa, Chordata, Mammalia, Rodentia, Heteromyidae.
AUGGCUUCAUCUAAUGGUUUUUUCAACCACUUAACCUAUUUUCUGGCUGCUGGUGCUGUUAGUUUAGGAAUUGGUUUCUUUGCUCUGGCAUCAGCUUUGUGGUUCCUGAUUUGCAAAAGAAGGGAAAUAUUUCAAAAUUCAAAAUACAAAGAAACUCCUGAGAAAGUCAAGCAAAGAUCACAAAAAGGAAAACAUAAGUCUCAAUCUCAGUGUGUUUUUAUUUCUCGAAAUUUUCAUACUGGAAAAUUCCAAUUACAGGAGCAAAGGAAAAAAGAAGGAGAACAUAUAAAAGCACCUGAAAAUUGCCCUAAAGAUGAAUUCCACCAAAUACCAAAAGAUGUCUGCAAGCACCCAGAGACUAGCUCAGCAACAAAUGGCAGCAGUGUCGCAGUGAGCUUAUCAACUGUGCCAUCGAAUUCUUACUGUAGUCAAAGUCUAGAAGCAGCUGAUGACUGGUUUUCUGAUGAUUCUCUAGCAAAAAGGAAUUCUCCAAAGUCCUUACUCACAGAACCUCUUGUGGAAAAAGUCUUUUCAUACUUGUCAACCAUUUCAUUAGAAGAAUAUGCUGAAAAUGGAGAGGACACAAUACUUUAUGAUGAUCAAAAUGAUGGCCACAUUAAGGAAAUAUUUGCAGGAAGAAACACAGAGGCCAAUAUAUAA